Messenger RNA from Bradysia coprophila, 4662 nucleotides. It is a transcript of the gene eag, whose product is annotated as potassium voltage-gated channel protein ether a go-go. Gene Ontology annotation, biological process: potassium ion transmembrane transport; regulation of membrane potential. Gene Ontology annotation, molecular function: voltage-gated potassium channel activity. Gene Ontology annotation, cellular component: voltage-gated potassium channel complex; plasma membrane. The record is from RefSeq and is a predicted model, not a curated record. Lineage: Eukaryota; Metazoa; Arthropoda; Insecta; Diptera; Sciaridae.
CAAGAGCAGUCAAAUAAUUUUGUGGUAAACGGAAAUUACAUUCAUUUUAAGUGGUGUAUGGAACGGUAGAAGAAAAUAAUGCAAAUAUAAAUAUCCUUGCACUAUGCAAGCUAGAUCGCCCGUAAUCGGACUAAGCAAAAAAAAAUUAUUCAUUCAAAAGGAAAAAUGCAUGUCAAUGUAUAGUGUGUUUGAUUCGGUUACAAUAAUAUCGCGAAUAGUUCUAGUUCCUUUAUUCUUUUGAUGUUGUGGAUGUGUGCUCAAUAUAUAAAAAAGAGAAAAAUUCCGUUCGGUGUUUGAAAUAUACGAAGCGUCACACCAAGCAUCACAAAAUAAUGUGUCAUUAUCAUCAAGCAAUGGCGUCGAUAAAAUCAACUUUCAACUCUAAAUAAAUAAGUGAAUCUGUUAAAUAAAAUUAAAUAAUUUAAAAAAAAAUUGACCUAGUGCACUUAGUGUAGUUUAAAUUUAGUGAAUUAAAAUUAGAAAACACAGCAAAAUUAAAUAAACAACCAAAAAUGUUACAUUUAAUCGAUUAUUAUUGUGCAUAUUAUUCAAAUCGCAUCUAAAGAGAGUUAUCCAUAGCGACAAGAAGUAAACCACAAGAAAAUAGUUUUUCCAUCACCACAUAUAACAUAGUUUAACCAGCAGUAUGCCUGGCGGGCGAAGGGGCUUGGUUGCCCCGCAAAAUACGUUUCUGGAGAAUAUCAUUAGACGAUCAAAUUCACAGCCGGAUAGUUCCUUUUUAUUGGCAAACGCUCAAAUUGUUGAUUUUCCGAUUGUUUACUGCAAUGAAUCGUUCUGCAAAAUUAGCGGCUAUAAUCGUGCUGAAGUUAUGCAAAAAUCGAGCAGAUGCGGUUUUAUGUACGGUGAACUAACCGAUAAAGAAACUGUGUCACGACUGGAGUAUUCAUUGGAGAAUCAACAACAGGAUCAAUUCGAGGUGCUUCUAUAUAAGAAAAACAAAACUCCAUUAUGGCUCCUGCUUCAGGUGGCACCAAUCCGAAACGAACGAGACUUAGUUGUGUUAUUUCUAUUAACAUUUCGUGAUAUUACCGCACUUAAGCAACCAAUUGACACUGAGGACACUAAAGGAGGAUUAUCAAAAUUUGCAAAACUUGCCCGAUCCGUCACACGUAGUCGUCAAUUUAGCGCUCACCUACCUACACUGAAAGAUCCAACCAAACAAUCCAAUUUAGCAACGAUGAUGUCCUUAAGUGCCGACAUUAUGCCACAAUAUCGACAAGAAGCACCAAAAACUCCCCCACACAUUCUUCUGCAUUACUGUGCAUUUAAAGCAAUUUGGGAUUGGGUGAUAUUAUGCUUAACUUUUUAUACUGCUAUUAUGGUACCAUAUAAUGUAGCUUUUAAGAAUAAGACCUCAGAAGAUGUUCAAUUACUCGUAGUUGACUCUAUCGUAGAUGUAAUAUUUUUCAUAGAUAUUGUAUUAAAUUUUCACACAACUUUUGUUGGUGCGGGCGGUGAAGUGGUGAGUGACCCGAAAGUAAUUCGUGUCAACUAUCUAAAAUCCUGGUUUAUUAUUGAUUUGCUCAGCUGUUUGCCUUACGAUGUUUUCAAUGCUUUCGACCACGACGACGAUGGAAUUGGUUCAUUAUUCAGUGCACUUAAAGUAGUACGAUUACUAAGACUUGGACGUGUCGUUCGUAAAUUGGAUCGAUACUUAGAAUAUGGUGCUGCUAUGUUAAUUCUAUUACUUUGUUUUUAUAUGCUUGUUGCUCAUUGGCUGGCAUGCAUUUGGUAUUCGAUCGGUCGCAGUGAUGCUGAUAAUGGAUUCCAAGUCAGUUGGUUGUGGAAAUUGGCUAAUCUUACACAAACACCGUACGGCUAUGUGAAGCAUAAUGAAACAACUGAAUAUACAGAACUUACAUACGGGCCGUCUAGAUCAACAAUGUACAUUACGGCGCUGUAUUUCACCAUGACAUGCAUGACUUCCGUUGGAUUCGGAAAUGUUGCUGCCGAAACCGACAAUGAGAGAGUAUUCACCAUUUGCAUGAUGAUUAUUGCAGCCCUCCUCUACGCCACCAUUUUCGGUCACGUUACCACCAUCAUCCAACAAAUGACCUCAGCCACUGCCAAAUAUCAUGAUAUGUUGAACAAUGUCCGUGAGUUUAUGAAAUUGCAUGAAGUGCCAAAAGCCCUCAGCGAGCGUGUAAUGGAUUAUGUGGUCAGUACAUGGGCUAUGACAAAGGGCUUGGAUACGGAAAAGGUGGUACUAAAUUAUUGUCCAAAAGAUAUGAAAGCAGACAUCUGUGUUCAUUUGAAUCGUAAAGUGUUUAACGAGCAUCCAGCUUUUCGUUUAGCUUCCGAUGGUUGCCUACGUGCAUUGGCAAUGGAAUUUAUUAUGUCUCAUUCGGCGCCAGGUGAUUUACUCUAUCACACCGGCGAAAGUAUAGACAGUUUGUGUUUUAUUGUUACGGGAAGUUUAGAAGUAAUUCAGGACGAUGAAGUGGUUGCGAUACUAGGUAAGGGAGACGUUUUCGGAGACCAAUUUUGGAAAGAUUCGGCUGUGGGUCAAAGCGCCGCUAAUGUUAGAGCAUUAACUUAUUGUGAUCUGCACGCUAUAAAACGUGACAAAUUACUCGAAGUUUUAGAUUUUUAUCAGGCUUUUGCUAAUAGCUUCGCUAGGAAUUUAGUCCUGACGUAUAAUCUCAGGCAUCGCCUUAUUUUUCGAAAAGUAGCUGAUGUUAAACGAGAGAAAGAAUUAGCUGAACGAAGAAAAAAUGAACCACAAUUGGCCGCCAAUCAGGAUCACUUGGUUCGAAAAAUAUUUUCAAAGUUUCGACGUAACCCGCCAACAGGACCACGAGAAGGACAAACACAAAGUGACGUGGAAAAGGGUGACAACGAACCUGAACGUGGAAAACUGCCAGCAAAGUUAACGCUAACGGAAGACACACGUAUUAUGUCAUCUGUACCAUCACCUUCUCCGUCUCCAUCACCAUCAUCCGGACCACCAUCUGCACGAAGCACACGUGCAAGCAAAUGGGGCCGUUUACUCGGAAGUUCAAGUGUUGAUUCGGCAAGUGAUACCAGCACUAAAGUGGCUGUGUCUAGAAGUUUGAGUGCACGUGAAAGUUUACGAGAAAGUGCUCAAGGUCGACAAGGUAGUACGUCCAGCAGUAACGGCGGUCAAGGCAACAAGGUGUUUCCGAAAGCUGCAAAAUUAUCGCCUGGUCCAGCGUCACUAGCUCGACAAGACACUAUUGAUGAGAGUGGUGAAGGAGACCAGUUAUCCGCAACAGGUGUGCUUCCACGAGAAGGUAGACAAAGCUUACAAAUCGACAGACCACCACUAGAACGCCAGCCAACCGAACGCGAUCGUCUUUUAGAUCCGGCAUCCAUACAGCGAGAGCGAGAACGCAUCGAACGAAAUCUAUCAAUGGAACGAGAACGUCAAAUCGAAAUGGCAUCGUCCCGGGCAACCACAUCCGACACAUAUGACACAGGGCUUCGUGAACAGCCCAUAACACUGGCACAGCGAGACCUAAUAGCAACCGUUUUAGACAUGAAAGUGGAUGUUCGUUUAGAAAUGCAACGAAUGUCUCAACGAAUGGGCCGGGUUGAAGAUCUCCUAUCGGAAUUAAUCAAACGAGUGUCAAUGGACUCAUCAGGUCAAAGUACGCCAGCUGACGAGACUAUUCAAAAUAUAACAACGGCUGUAACGACACCAACAUCAUCAGUUAGUCAGACAACUCCAACUGCGACGGCCACAGCAGCAGUGGCUGGGACUAGCUCGGGAGGCAAUGGACUGGGACCGAUUCUGCUCCGAAAGCGACGCUCAAAGAGCAGGAAGGCACCAGCGCCUCCCAAGACUAGUCCAGAACAGACACGACUGCUGGAGGCCGAUCUACCGUCAACAUCCACAGCUAGAAAACGUGAAUUUCUCUAGCCAAGGAUUUUGUUUCGCCAUCAAACAGACAAUAGUAGCAGUGAGCAAUAGAACGUUUUUGGUUGACAUUUUCUUUUUCCGCAAAAUUGGCGUUGACCUUACAUUAACUGAUUGGUUUUGUUAUAGUUAAUCGGAAGAAAGUCAUUGUAUCGAUGGCGCUAAGAUUUUAUCGUUUAGCUUCGAAAAAUAUUAAGCGUGAUAUUAUAGGAAUUGGUUAGAAAACAGACGUGUAGGUCGGUAGGUAUUCAAUUUAGUAGUUUCGGAAGACUAGCAGCGAAAUAGGAACCUAGUUUUGAGUUACGAUUUAUCGGAAAUGAAGCAGUCGUGUUUGAAGGUUUGACUUGAUGACCAUACGUUUCCUUAGUUACCGUCUGAAUGCUAUUCACUUCUAUCCUCUCUAUCCCACAAACUCGGUGAACAUUUUCUAAGGUCUCUUACUCAAAGCUGAAAAGAAUUCGGAAAGGAAAACUUCCAUGACAUGCGAUUGUAGGAUAAGACAACGGAUAGCAAUUAUUCUGGAUAUAUCAAGUUAUAAAAAUGAAGUUGAUUUAAUAAAGUAGUUUUAUGCUAAUGACCGCUACAGUAUUGCAAUGGAAGAUUUUUGCGAUUCAAACGAAAUUAUUAAAACCAAAAAUGAAUCAAAAUUGCAUUUUUGGAAUGACAUUGUCCAUUAUUUAAAUUAAUUACCUUGAAUAGAUACCGCCCCUAAAUUACUUCCUUUUUUUUAAAUAAAAACGAAAUUGAGCAAUAAAAUUACU